Molecule: messenger RNA, 1092 nt
Organism: Dichomitus squalens LYAD-421 SS1
Lineage: Eukaryota; Fungi; Basidiomycota; Agaricomycetes; Polyporales; Polyporaceae
Product: chord-domain-containing protein
Exons: 6
Coding region: 1-1092 (363 amino acids)
Source: RefSeq, a predicted model, not a curated record
AUGGUCCGCUGUACUCACAAGGGGUGCGGCCAGGACUUCGAACCCGAGAACAAUGGCCCGGACAGCUGCACAUACCACCCCGGUGCACCCAUCUUCCACGAGGGCCUCAAGUCGUGGUCUUGCUGCUCUGACGUGAACAAGCCUGUCCUAGACUUCGAUGAGUUCAUGGCGAUUCAGGGAUGUACCACAGGCCAGCAUACCGACGAGGCACCCCAGGCCCCGCCACCCAAGGCCGCGCCCCAGGUCAAUCUCACGAUGACCUCCUCUUCAGGCGCCGCCGAGACCUAUUCGUCUGUACCCGCGGGUUCAAGCACGUCCACACCAGGCUCCAAAUCGGUGUCGGAGGCGGUGGUCACUAAAUUUGAGGAGGAAGAGGAUGAUCUGGAGGCGAGCGUACCUCCAGGAACAACGUGCAGACACAAAGGCUGCAACGUGGUGUAUGAGAACGACGACUUGCAUCGCAAGGAGGGCGGGGCAGCAAGCGAGUGCACGUACCACCCCAAACCGCCCAUUUUCCACGAAGGCAGCAAGGUACGUCUGCAGAGCAGACCCGACCAGUCCAUUGCACCCGUCCUCACUGUGGCCAAGGGCUACCUCUGUUGCAAGCGACGCGUCCUCGAGUUCGACGAGUUCCUCAAGAUCGAGGGUUGCACGAAGGGCAGUCACGUCUUCGUCCCGAAGAGAAAGGCCAACACGCAGCAGGAAGAGUUCACGCAGUGUCGAAUUGACCACUAUCAGACGCCAAGCGAGGUCCAUGCCUCGGUUUUCGCAAAGAAGGCUGACCCGGAGGCGAGCACCAUCAAAAUUCAGGAGACCGAGGUCUUCCUUGACAUCUACCUCCCUGACUCAAAGCGCUUCCGGAAGACGCUCCAGCUCUGGGGCCCCGUUGACGUGGACGCGUCAUCCUUCAAGUUUUACGGCACGAAGGUGGAAUUGAAGCUCAAGAAGAAGGAUAACCGCAGUUGGACGUUGCUCGAGAAGACGGACCGGGACUUGGGUAACAUUAACUUCACCUUUGGGGUCGGCGGUCGGACGGGCACGAUUGGCGCGAAGGAGCUCGUCUUGGAUGACGUCAACAGGGCACGCGCGUGA